Messenger RNA from Apis cerana (Asiatic honeybee), 18748 nucleotides. Its product is annotated as fructose-bisphosphate aldolase. The record is from RefSeq and is a predicted model, not a curated record. Lineage: Eukaryota; Metazoa; Arthropoda; Insecta; Hymenoptera; Apidae. Gene Ontology annotation, biological process: glycolytic process. Gene Ontology annotation, molecular function: fructose-bisphosphate aldolase activity.
UCAAAUCAAACAUAACAUCGAUUUUAAUCUAACUUUACUUAUCCCUCUAUCACAUUCCAUCAUUUUUCCAUCAAAUUUUAUCGAAUAUUUUACAUCUAAAGAAUAUUUAUCAAUCAGGUAUCAUCGCCUAUCACCAAAUACACGGAGCUAGAGCCAGCACUCUGUCAGGAGUUAAAAAAAAUUGUGGAGGCCGUCAUAGUUCCAGGAAAAGGAUUACUAGCUUGUGAUGAGUCUCCUGCAUCUUUGCAAAAGCGAUUCGAUGAGCUCGGUGUGGAAAAUACCGAAACUAAUCGGCGCAAUUAUCGACAAAUGUUAUUCUCAGCUGAUAAGGUCAUUAUACUAUAAUUUGCAACUUUUAUUUAUCUGAAAUUAUUAUAGACGAUAUACCGCGAAUUAUAGCACUGAUGAAAUGAAAAAAGGCCAACGCUUCUUAAGAAACUAUCAUUAAUCUCUUAAGAAUCUUCAAUGACUUGGAUGAGUUGAAAUCACGAAUCAUUGUCACAAACUGAAACUCUGACGCGCUCGUAUUUGCAUUUUUCUCAUCGCAGUCUGAAUUUUCAAAAUGCAUAAGUGGUGUUAUUCUGCAUCAUGAGACAAUUUAUGAAAAAACGGCUGAUGGCAUCGACAUGAUCGAACUGUUACGUCAAAGGAAUGUCAUGCCCGGUAUUAAGGUCGACAAGGGAUUGGUCCCUCUUUUUGGCGCGAAAAACGAAAAUACUACGGAAGGUCUGGACAAUUUGCAAGAAAGAUGCAUUCAGUAUAAGAGAGACGGCUGCCAUUUUGCUAAAUGGAGAUGCACAUUCAGCAUCACGGAGACCACGCCGUCUCAGUUGGCCAUGGUUACGAAUGCGGAUAUCCUCGCAAGAUACGCCACUAUAUGUCAGAGUGCACGAAUAGUACCCAUAAUAGAACCAGAAAUAUUAAGCCCCGGUGACCAUGGAAUAAAUAAAGCAUUAGAAGUUCAUGAAGAAGUAUUAUCUAUCGUAAUGCGUGCUUUACAACAACAUCGAGUUUACCUCGAAGGUUUGAUAUUGAAAUCUGCGAUGGUUUUGUCAGGAAAGAAAGAAGAACUUAAUUGUACACCGCAGAUCGUGGCUGAACAUACGGUAUUAGCUUUACAAAGAACAGUACCACCAGCGGUGCCAGCUGUCAUAUUUCUAAGUGGUGGUCAAACGGAUGAAGAUUCUGUGAUAAAUUUAAAUGCUAUUGCAAAUUACGAAGGGAAAAAACCUUGGCAAUUGACGUAUUGUUAUGGGCGUGCCUUACAAAACGAAGUAAUGAAGAUUUGGAAAGGAAAUGCUGGAAAAGUACCUGAAGCUCAAGCUCUGCUUUUGAAAAAAGUAAAACUUGCCUCCCAGGCUUCAUUAGGACAAUUAGAAAUGGAAAACAGCGUGUGCACUAAAUAAUCCUCUGGUUAUUAACCAUCUUACAAAUAUUUGAUUAAAAGACACCAAUUACAUAUAUACCUGUAUAAAUGAAUAUUGUAAUCUGUAUAACGAAUGUUAUGUAAUACUUAUUUCCAAUUUUUAAUUAUGCAUUAUGCAACUCAACGAUAUCAAAUACAUACGAUUGUAUAUUGAUUCUCUCGAAUAUCUUCGAUGCAAUCGAUUUCAACGAAUUCAUCAAGAUCAUUACCAAGUCAUGAUGAGAUGACAUCUUACAUUAUUAUCAAUGAAUUUUAUCACGUAAAUGAUAAAGAAUAUUUCAACGAACAUUUUAUCAUAAGGAUACGUCAACCUUUAUAGUGAAAUGAUGGUAUGAGUAAAUUCGGCGAAUGUCAUACAAGGUGCCCUUGAUUGACCUCUAAAACAGGGAUUCUCAAUUGGAGGCUUCUGCGAUAAUACGUGAGAGUUGGAUCGUACGUUACUCGAAAAUUUACCUCACUAGUGGUCGAUACAGCGUCAUUUCCAUGGAUCCCCACCAACCACGUUCUCUUAUUCUUCUAGGCAUUAUAGACCGAAUCAUCAACACAUGUGCUCGACACUGUCGUAACUAUAGAGCAUUUAUUCAAUGCGACUUAAUAAACUUAUAUUCGAUUCAUUAUUUUGAUUAAAAAAUAUAAUGUAAUAUAAAAAAUAAAUAUAAAUAUAUUAUACAAGAAUACAUAAUAUUUUAAUUUAUUUAUUGAAUGGAUAUCAUGCGCACAUAUGCUUUAAUUGAUAUAUAAAAUUAAUAUAAAUAUAAUAUUUAAUAUUUUAUAUAUAAUUUACUUUUGUAAUGUGUAUUAAUUUGUUAUUAUUAGAAGAUGUUACAAAAUAUAAUGAAAGUAUUUCAUUAUUUCAAAUUGAAACGUAUUAUCGUUAGUUUGUAGAAAUAAUUUAAUUUUAGACAUCUAUUGUAUAAGUAUUUGUCUAAUUUUAAAUUUAAUACGUAUUUGUACAACCUAUAGUAAUAAUAUUCAAACAUUUGUCAAAAGAAAUAAAUGAAAUUUUCUGACAUGUAAAAUUACGUCAAAUAUAAUUGUUCCUGUAUAUAAUACGAAAAAUAACAUUUAUAAAAGAAAUAUUUUUAUCAAUGAAUUAUCCGUGAAGUUUAAUUCUAUAUUUACGUUAUUUAUGUCGUUUAUAAAAAUGAUCAUUCAAAUAAAAGUUGAGAAUCGUUGCAAUUAUAUGAGAGUGCGCUUGCGCCACUUAUUCUGUAUCAGACUUUGAAACCAAUGAAUAGCCUAGUCUUACCUCAGUCACUUUCCAACCAGCAAAUCGUACGAUUUACGUAUACGCGUUUCGAGCUAGAAAUCAUCUCAUCGAUAUAAGGUAAGUUAUGUUUAUAUGUGUUUUUGAAUAAAUAAUUCAAGUUGAAAAUUGAAGUGAAAAGUGCUACGCAUUUAUACUGAAUUUCAUUUAUUGUUUCAUGCCGGGAAAUUGAUAUGAAAAUUGAUGUUUGACCUACAAUGGGAUUCGACCUUGACUGACAUUUGGUCGACACCCAGUGUAUCUUAAAAUAAUAUCAUUUUACAUAAUUACAAUAUUUUAUAUUUUUUAUUCAAAUUUUUAAAAAGUUGCUAUCUUAAAUUUAUAAACAUUCAUAUAUACAUAUUAAGCUAUAUAUAUAUAUAUAUAUAUAUAUAUAUAUAUAUUUUUACAUUUGAUAUUUGUAUAUAUAUAUAUAUAUAUAUAUAUAUAUAUUUAUACAUAUUGUUUUAUAAAUUCUAAUUAGAUUUAUAACUUAAGUUAUUAUUAUAUUAAGUAAUGUUAUUUAAUGAUAUUUAAAUAAAAACUAUAUAUUUCUAAUUAUAUUUUUAUUAUUUUCUAUUAAAUUUAAUUAAAUUUUAUUUAUAUAAAAAAAUUUUCUUAAUUUUAAUCUUUAAGUAUAUUAAUCUAAUAUUAUUCAAAACAUGAAUUAUCAGGAAUAAAUAAAUGAAUAUAGGAAAAAGCUAUUUUCAUUUAAUUAUAAUUUUCACGUGAUUCUUAAGUAUAAUAAGUCUCGUAAAAAAUACUUUAAGAUGCACAUAUUUUGUGUUCAAUAUCGAUAAAAAUAUAUUUUAAAAUUUAAUAAUAUUAAAUUUACAUUUAAAAAUAUUUUACAUGUAAUAGUAUUAUUAAUGAAUAAUUAAAAUUUAAAAAUUCAAUUAUUGGAGUAAGUUUUUUCAUGUUAAAUUAUCAAUAUAACCUCUAAACCGAUAAUAUAUAUCUAUCAUAAGAAUAGAAAUAUUUAUUUCUUUUUAAUUAUUGUUAUCUUGUUAUAUAAUAUAAUAAAUAGAAAAAAUAUUGGAAUUUAAAAAUUCUUUUAUUUAUAUUCUUCAUUAUAAUUAUAUUCAUAUAUAAUUUACAUAUUGUAUAUGUAUGUGAUUUUUCAUAGUUUUAAGUUAGUAUAUUUAUUUGUUGUAAAUCUUACAUUCAAAUUACAUCUAACUUUGUAUGAUAGUUUUUCGAUCUAUUUCUGUUAUUUCCAAUGACAAUCUAAUUUGGUCGUUUCAUUGAAUAGAAUUAAUAAUUAUGAUCAAUGAUAUUUAUAGGUUAGAUAGAAUUAGAUUAGUUGUUUACAAGCAUUGUUUAAUUAUGAUGAAAACUUAUGCAAUUCGGCAAUCUAUAUUGUACUGUAUAAUUUCUAGAAAGAUUUUGAUAGAUAAAAUAUUAUAUGUGAAAUAAAAAAUUAGUAAUAGUGACACGUGAGCUGUGACUCGAAAUGCAUCUACUGUGCACGUACACGAAUAUAAUAAUUAUACACGUGUCAGUUUUUUUUUCAUCAUACAACGUUUCAUCAUACAUUCUUUCGUCCCAUAAAUACGAAUAAUGCUUUGGCAAAUAACCAGUUUCAUCGUAUAAUUUUAUACACAUGUUUAGCGCCUUUCCAUAUCGAAUUUUCUUUGUAACGUUUAUUCUAAUUCGCACAUUCAAAUCUACUUUGAAUUGUAAGAUGUAUAUAUUCUUUUUCUAUUGUGAAAUAUUCGGUUGAAUUAUUAUAUAAAAAAAAAUGAAUUUAAUUCUAUAUAUUAUAUUUUUACAAAUAUUUUAAGAUUGAUUAUGAUUCACAUUUGAUAUAUUUAAAAAAAUUGAUUAAACAACUUUCACUAUUUACAAUUAAGUUUUCACAUAUAUUUAUGAGAAAUACUUUUGUAGAAAUCGAUAAUAAAUUAUUUGAUAUGCGAUUAUUAAUAUUAUUGUUAUUAAAAUAACCUAUUGAAUUAAAAAAUCAUCUAUUUUAUUGAAUUUAUUAAGUAUAUAUAUAUAUAUAUAAAACUUCACACAUAAUUGCACACUUGUAUACAAAUGUAAUAUUAAAUAAAUCAUUCAGACAUACAUAAUAAUCACUGUAUUAAUAAUUUGUAACUUUAUUAUAAAUUGAAAUACAUAUAACAAAAUAUAUUAAAUGUAAUAUUAACUUUAAUAAUUGUUAUUUUAUCCUAGUAACACACAACGAAUUAUUUCAACAUUAUUUUUUUUAAAUUUUUUAUUAUUUUUACUAUAUUGUUUUAUUUUUUAUCAUUUUUAUUUUUUAAUUAUUAAUAUUUUUAUAGAUAUUUUCAUUAUUUAUUUUAAAACUUUUAUAUUUUUUAAAAUAAUAAUCAUAAAAUUUUAAUCUUAUAAUACAUGUCAUAUAAACAACUCAUUUAUAAUUAAAUAUUAGUAUAAAAGAAGUAUGAAAAAAUAGAAAAAUAAUAAAGAAAUCCCCUCAAUCAAAUAUAUCCAGUUAAUCGUGAUAUAAUAACUUUUUAUUACAUUUUAUUACAAUAUUUUAAAAAAUUUUUUUAUUAAAAGAAUUAUAGAUCGCGAAAUAUUAAUUUUAAUUAAUUUUAAACAAAUAUAUUAAAAUAAUUAGAAAUUGUUUCAUUAAAAUUUUAAUCAAUCGCAAAUAUGUGAUCUUAAUCUUAAUCUUUUAAACUUAAUAUCUCAAAAAUACGUGAAAAGUACGUGAUUCGAAGAUACCCGAAUAUUACACAUCACGUGUUAAUAUUUUCGACUAACGACGCAUUACAGCGGCGUCACACACUCUGACGUCAUGUUUCAAUUAAUUUUAAACACAGAUCGAAUAGUUGAUUUUAUGAUAGUUUCUGUUUUCUCUCUCUUUCGACUCACUAAUUGUCACUUUGUAAUUUUAAAGACUCGAAAAGUACAGUAAGAACACACUUUACAGACUGCAUUGCGCAGUGGUAGCCUGCAGAUUCACGCCGACAAUCACCGCCAGGUGCGCUUCGUUGUGACGUUUACCUCUUUUGAAUACUACAAGUUAGACGAGAAUGGACAUGUCGCGCAGGCGUGCUUGUUUAUCCGUUACCGAUUAACCACAGCAAAAUUUUGCGACGUUAUUGACCGCCCGCCGACAAGUUAGGCUUGUUGCGCAGAUGACUUUUUAGUGGCCGGGAUUAGAAAAUCCACGUUAAAUGCAUAAAUUUUUCGUAAAACCGCGAAAAAACUUCGAAUUUUCAUUACAAUUUAAUGUAAAAAAUUCUUUAAUAUCAUUUGUUUUUCUCUUCAGAAGAUAUAUAAGCUUGAUGAUUUAAAUUCUAUUUUUAGAAUAGAAAAUAUGAAAAUUUUUUACAAGUUAUUAUAGAUAAUACCAUAAAUAAUAUUAUAGAUAAUAUAAUAAAUAAUAUUAUAGACAUUUUAUAUCAUCAUUCAUUCUCUAUCAUUCAUUUAUAUGCACAUAAUUAUAUAGUUCAUAAUUAUAUAGCAAGUGCUGGAAAUAUUAGAGAUGAAAUUUUUUUUCUUAUAUUUGAUAUUUUAAAUGAUUAUAAAAUUAAAUGAAUAAAAAUGAUUAAAAAUUCAAGCAUCUUGCGCUAAUAUAUCUUGACAAUUAUUCUCACGUAUUAAUCUCAUAUAUUAAUCAUAUUAAUUAAUCUUUAGAAAAAUAAUUUCUAAGCAAGCGCAUAUUUCUACUCGAAUAAUGAAUAUCUUUAUAUCGAUAAGGAUAAUAAUUAGAUAUUUUAUUUCUAGCUAACCAUGCAGUCAAUCGAACAAAAUUAAUUUAAUCAACUUAUCGAUCUCAAGAAAUAUAUAUUUUAGAUAAAAAAAACGCGUCCUUAAUUAUUGGAUUCAAAUUUACACUGCACAUCAUUAAUCUCCAAAGCGAUUAAAGGGUUAUAUAUUUCUGGUCUGAUGAAGUUUCUGAGUGAUUAUAUAUUGAUGGUUAGUCUACGAGAUAACCAAGAUAGCUUAGAGACAAGAUAGCGGAGAUACGGGUCAAUGAAUCGCAAUUGAUAACAUAAUAACAAUACAUGAGGGGCACUUUUUAUCGAGAAACGAGAUUGUAUGUUCUUAAUAAUCCCACUAUUUUUCUUUCAUAAAGUUUUAUCAUGCUGUGCCUUGAUAACGUAGAAUUGUUAUCAAAAAUUAUAUUAUCAUUGAAUCGAUUAUUGAUCACGUGAAAAAAUAUUUAAAAUAUUGAUGCGCAAUUUUUUUUAAGUUUGUCAGAAAUCAUGGAAGAAUUUUAAUAUCGCAUUUUGAGUUAAGUUAAGUUAGAUUAUAUAAUAUAACUACAGCAUUGUAUUUAUUUCAGAAUUAAAUUUGAUGCGUAGAAUUUAUGUUGGAUAUUAUUGUGUUCAGAGAAAAAUAAAUUUUACGUAAAUUAUUUUGAUUCUUUUUUAUUCUCUACGAUAUUUAUAAUUAAAAUUUUUUCAUUUCAAUUUGAAAAAUAUUAUAUAAAAUAUUCUAAUUAUUAAAAAUAAUUGUAAUUAUUAUAAAUUUAAUUGUAUUAAAAAUUUUUCUGAUUUUUUAUUUCGAUGAAAAUUUUUAAUGAACUAAUAUUAUAUCGAAAUAAUUUCAUUAAGAACAUUAUAACCUAUAAAGUACCAAAAAUACAUUUUAGAUGUAUUUGAGCUGUAACUUCUUAAUUUGAUACUAUGGAAAUUUCGAGUCACAUUAAUAGCUUAAACUUUUGUGUACUUAUGCCAAGUGUGAAGAAACGAAAUACAUUUUAAGCAAGAAUUGCGCUGCUAUCACGUGCCUUCGAAAUGUUAUAGUUAUUCAAGUCAUUUCAUUAUCUAUUCAUAACUCGCACUAAACGAUAUGAUGGUAACAAUAUUAAAUGGCGAUAGUUAUUUUAAGUCGCGCGCGAAAAAUAAAUCAAUCUAACAAACAUAAAGAAGUGAAAUGAAGAGAAAAAUUGAAAUAUAGGGAAAAAUAUAGGGAAAAACAUUCAAAUUGUAAAUAUUUAAACAUAUAAAGUUAAAGGGAAAAAAAAAUUUAUAAAUAUUGAUUUUCAAUAUAUGCAUUUUAAAAUUUGAUCUGAAAUGGAAAUUCCAUGAAUUUUAUUAAAUGUAAUUAUUAAUUAUUAUUAUUACAUGGAGUUUAGUAACAUUUUUGUCACGAGAAAUUUGCUUUCAUAUUACAUUCAAAUUAUUAUUAUCAUAAUUAUUUUUCGAAAGAAUAUAAAUAAAUUGAUUUUAUAUUUAGAUUCAACUAUUGCGCGAUAUGUGCCAAUAUUUAGUCUUUGUUUAUUUGUAUAUCUAUUCAAUUUAUAACUAGAAAUGAUAUCAAAUAUAUAGGUUAGAAUCUGAUUGGAAACUUUCGAAGAUAUUUCAAAAUUAAAAAAUAGAUUUUUUUAUUGAUUUUAACUCAACAAUAUAUAUAUUGAAAAAUUUAAAUGAUACUUUAAAUAUAAUAAUUUUGAAUAUUUUACGAUCAAUUAAUUUUUAUUAUCAAAAUCAUAUAUAGGUAUGUAUAAUACUUUUUUCUUUAAAAAAAAACUUAAAAUAUACUUUUCAAAUUUAUUUCUAAAUCUAGUAGAAUUAUCGUUAUUUGACACAUUUGUUAUUGAUUGAUUAUUUGAAAUUUGCAAUUUUUAUUAGCGAAAAUUAACUGAAAUCGUAAAAUAAAUAAUAUUUAGAAUUUUGAUAAAAAACUUCUAAUUGUAGAUAAAAUAAGUAAAGAUAUAAAUAAAAUAACUUCUUUAUUAAAUAUUCUAAUAAGCUUUUUAUUCUGUGCGAAUAUAUAAAGAUUAUAUGAAAUAUAAGUAUAAAAAUAAAUAUUAAUAAAAAUGUCAUUUCAUAUUGGAAAGAAUUUUUGUAUUAUAUUUAUUAUUAAAAAUUGUUCAUUAUUAGUAAAAUGUUGUCAAUAAGUGAAAAAAAUAUUAAAAUACAAAAUAAUUAUUUUAAUAAAAAUAAAUCUAUUGUGUAUUAAAUUUUAUCAAUGAGCUAAUUACGAUAGAAAAUUUCUAACCUUUAAAUUGAUAGAUUUAAUUCAGAUAUCUGAUUUUGUAGAGUCUUUUGUAGAGUAUUAUUGAAAUUAAUUUUAUUUCUAUGUAAAUCUAUGAGGCUUACACAAAAAUGAAUAAUAAAAGAUGUAUGUCGAACAAAAGGAGGUUAUAAGAAAAGUUCUGAGCUGUGACUUAAUUUGAUAAAUUUCAACAAUGUACGAUGUACGAUGUACGAUAUACAUAUAUAUAUAUAUAAUACCUGUUAGAUUGUUAGAAAUUCGUUUCUAGUUCCAAUAAAAUUUUCAGGCUUUCUUUAACUCUGUUAAAGCAGCGGCUUUUUUAUCAUUUAUACAACCAAAAAACUUUAUCUACACGUCUCGUCGCCGUAUUUUUCCUGAAGCGUGACUUUCAUUUUCAUGCAUUCUUUAGAAGCUUUUUCCAUUGCGUGUAAGUAAAUUGUAAAUGUUUUCUAAAAUAAGGAGCGAUUUCUAUUACGUCGACUAUUCAGAAACCGCUUUGAAAAAAAUGAGAAGAGAAAAAAAAGUGUUCAAAAAUUAAAAGUAUUUCAUUGUGAUGAUUAUUCGUUUUCAAUGAAAAAAAUAUUUUAAUUUAAUUUGCAGUAAUUUGGCUUUAAAUAUCUUUUUAAAUAUGAUCUUAAUCUAAUUUUUCAAUAAAAUAUUUUAAAAUAUUUAGAAUGUUAUUAAAAUGAUUUUUUUAAAUAUAUCAAAUAUUCAUAAUAUUAUAUUUGGAAAACUAUUUGAAAAACACAGAAGUUACAAUAAUUUUAAAAAUUGUUUUUAUUUUAUUUUAAAUUAUUUAUUUUUUUUUAUUUUAAACUAUUGGAAUAUCACUGUAGAAUAAAUUUUAAUUUUUUAAAGUUAACUUUUUUCUUUAGUAACUUUUUUCAUUAACAUAAUUUUAUAUAAAAUAUUUAAUGUGAUUGGACAUUUUUAUAACUAAUUGUAUUCAGUCAUUAAUAUUUAAACAAAUACAAUGUACAUAAAACAAUGGUUUUUUAUUUUUUUUUAGAAUAUUCUUCUUAGGAUUUUGUAAACUUAUCUCAAUCUUUUUUUUAUUUUUCAAAUAAACUUCAAAAAGUUUCAAUGAAUUCCAAACUUUCCAAAUUAAUGAAAUAUUUAUUCGAUUUCAUUAUGUCUUUUAAAGUUAAAAAAAUAUUCUUUAUGAUAAAAUAUCUUUAAUGUGAAAUAUUAUAAAAAGGUAAAGUAAAAGAUUAUAGAAAAAUUAAUGAAUUAUUUGAUAUAUUAGUAUAUAAUUCUAAUAAAAAUAAAUGUUAAAUAUUUUUUUGAAAUUCUCUUUCAUAAUUGAAAUAAAAUAUUAAAAAAUAUUAUUAAUAUAAAUUAUAAAUUAUAGUUUUAUAUAUAUAUAUAUAUAAUUAUAUAUUAUAUAUUAUAUAUUUGGAAAAAAAUUACAAAGGUAUAAUUGAUUGCUGUAUUGAUGUUAAUUCAUACUAGAUUAAUGCUUUUAUCUUGAGAAUUGAAAAUCAAAAUAAAUAUCAUUUUUUAUAAUAUUAAUUCAUAUUAUAAAAGAAAAAGGAAAUUUUCCUCUAAUGAUAAGAAUUAUAUGAUAUCAUAGAUUUUUUUUAGACAUUUAUUCAAUAUUUAUUAUAAUAUAUUGAGAAUUAUUUGUACAAAUCAUAAUAUCUCUUUCAAGGAAAUCUGAUAUAUUAUUCAAUCUAAUAUGAAACCAAAAAGAAACUUCAUACGUAUAUGCAAUACGUAUAUGAUGAUAUUUAAAAAUCACGUUCAAAAAAGGAUUAUCAUUAAUUAACCGAUAUUAUAUAUAACAUGAUCAAGUUUGUUUCCUCGGAACUCGUUAACUAAACAAUCGUAACAUCAUCCAUGUAACUUUCCAACCAUGCAACUUCCAUUAGAGUUACCACUGCUUCAUUUGGCUAAUGAGUUGUCUAAAUGAUUCAUCCACCCACGCAUACGUGAAAAUAGAUUAUUUAUAGAAUCCAUUGAUCUAUCCACAGUAAAUUUUGUUAAAUCUCGAUUUUCCACCAAAGUUAAUCUCGAACAGAGCGUGUUCAGCCUCGACAAAUUAGCGAAAACUCGAUCGUGACUAGGGCAAAAUUGCGAUAAUCAAUCCUUGCAUCGAUCGCGGAAUAUUCGUUUUCCCUCGGUUUUACGUAAUCGCUUCAGCGAUCGGAGAUUGCUCGAAAUUGUAAAUGGCGGGGGUCGUGACGAAGCGAACCGCGCCUCGAUUAUUCAACGGGAGAGUUCCUAGGAACGGAUUAUCCCUUUUUAGAACUUCCUAUCGUACCGUACAUCUUCGUACCGUAAGAUGAUAUAUCUUGGAAGAAUCUCGUAGAAAAUUUAUCUUGGAGAUGGAUUGAAAUUGAAAAUUUAUCUAUCGGGUGGAUUAAAAUUUCAUUCGUUCGAGAUUAAUCAAAUUUGAAAAGUCAUUCAUUGAUUGAAAGACUAUUAUAAUACUUUAUAUGUCUACUAAAAUUAUUAUCUUGUAAUAAUCGAAAUAUUUUAUAUCUAUGAAAUAGACAAAAAUUUUUCCAAUAUUAAUUUUAUGAUAAUUGAAGAAUUAUUAUUCAAGGAUUAUUAAUAUAAUUUGACAAUUUUACUGUUUUGGAACAUAAAAUUUUAAUAGAAGAGGGAUUAUAUUAAAUUUUUUCUUUUUAACUUAGUAUAAUAUAUUUACCGCAAUAGUGAAUCUAUAAUAUCCAAAUAUAUAAAAGAAUUUUGACUCUACUCUACUGUGGAUUAUUCAUGGAGAUAUAAAGCACAGUCAAAUAUGCAUUACAAGAAUCUGAUAUAUUUUUCAAUAGAGUUACUAGAAUCAAACAAUCUCUAUUUUAAAUAUUUGGGAUAUAAUAAUUUGAAAAUCGUACAUACUAAUUAAAAUAGAAAAAAAAUAUAAGUUCUGAGUGUCUUGAGUGUUAGUUACUCAGAAUUUCAAUUUCGGAAGUUGGCAAAUUUGCAAAUGAAGAUCUGCAAGAGUGACUAUCUCACACAAGUAUACAACAAUCCCACGCUCGUUAGCUGUACCGUACGCUUUGAAGGCGAAAGGAACGUCUACCCCAAACGGCGCAUACAGGUUCCUUGCGUCCACCGAUACCGAUGUCUCAGGUCACGGAUUCAGGGUGCGCAGGGGGAUAAUACAGGCGUGUAGCCUCGAGAACGUCUGCGCGUGCUGCAUUGCGGCUAGCCCACUCCCUCGUUCCAUGCUGCUAUGGGCGGCAGGCUGUCGAGCGGAUAAGGAAAGAGGCGGCUGAACAGUGGUUAGAAGUGGGAUAGCGAUAUAUCCACGAAAUUGGAAAGGGUGGGGUUAUAGUGAAAAAGCGAGACAGCUAUGUGCGCACAUAGAAAGAGAAAAACAACUAUAGUCAAUGAAAAGAAGGAGGAUAGUUCGUGGAUAAGACAGCGAUGCCCAUAGAAGUGAACUUUGUUGCAGAUAGGACAAAGAAGAUAAUAUGUACGGAGAAAGAAAAAAAGAGAAAGACAAUUAUACUUGAUGGAAAAAAGAAGCGCAGUUGACUAGUAUGUAGGGGAGGGACAAUGUUAAUAGAGGGAGCUUUGAUCGAAGAUGGGACAAAGAGGAUGAAUAUAGGAAUAUAGGCAAACGUAAGAGAUAGGGUUAUGUACAUAUGCGUAGAAGGAAGAUAGUGCGGAAUUUGAAAUUAGAGGAUGACGGAGGUCGGGAAGCAAAGAUAGAGAAAGAGGGAGAGUGUAGCAACUACCCCCCUGUUUUGCAGUUACGACACUGCACUGCAGCCAGGUACCCCUGCCGCCUCUUGGACGGGGCGAACUAGCCGGAUAAAGCCAGUCGUCGUCUCGUGCUCGCACGAGACACGCGCUCCAACCACUGUUCGCUCUUCGACGUAAAGAUGUAGUCGAAUAGGCAAAUUGGGUCCUCUCGGCUGGGCCCGACGGGACGUCCAACAUCGUUUCGACAGCCGAGAACGCGUUGUGUCGCCAACGAUUCGUUUACUUUUUUCGUCUUCUCCGGUCACUUUUACUCUCUUAAAUAUUUAUAAUCUCGUAUCGGUAUUGUCGGUGAUAUUAAGGGUGUAACAAUUAUUAUAUUCAAAACGUUGAAAAGAUUGAAGAAAAAGAGGAACAAAAAAUCGAUUUUUUGAAAAUUGAACAAUAUAUAUUUAGAGGACUGAAUAAUACCAAAGAGAACAUAUUUAUUGCCGUUAUUAUUAUUAUUAUCAUUAUUAUUAUUAUUGGGAUUAUAUUAUAUUUAUUGCUCUUAUAUAUACGUGUGACUGUAAUACGAAUCCGCGAAAUCCGAAAAUUUAUUUGCGAUCUGGAUUGAACCAGGACAAGAAUUAUAUGUUUAGGACAGGUAAGUGAUUAUGGGAGAUUUAGAUUGUGGAAUUCAUGAGAUCACGAUUUUCGAAUAUUUAAUUGUUAUGCAAUUAUAUAAAAUAUAUAAAUUAUAUAGUUUAUAAUUUAUUAAAUUGAUAAUUUUUUAAAUUUUGUAAAUUGGUAUUAUUUUUCUUGAAAAGAAUUAGUUUAUAAAGUGAAAAAAAUUAUUUUAUAUUAUGAAACAUUCUGUAAAUACGUAUGUACACACUAUUAACUUCACACUAUUUCAUUCCUCAUAAUGAUUAAUGAAAACUGAUGUCUUCAUUUUUAAAUAAAAAGCUUUUUAUUACCUUUAGAUAGAGAUAUGAUUAAUAUGAUUAUAUUCUACAUGCAAUGUUCUCAUGAUAAUCAUCAAUUUUUUAGAUUAUCAGACUUAUUUAAUUCAGAAUUUAUCAGCUGAGUGGAUUUAAUAAGCAACAUCUUUUUAAAAUUUUUCUUUUAUCAAGUGCAAAAAUAUAUAAUCAAUGAUAAAAAUUUUUAUACAUCAUACAUUUACUACAUACAUUAAUUUAAAUAAUAAGCUAUGUCAUUAAAAUUAAUAAAUAUUGUUUUUAACGAAUCUUUAUGAAUAUAAAUAUAUGAAUAUACAUAGAUUAUAAUAGGUUAUAUUAUGCAUAUUUCAUUAUAUUCUAUAUAUAUGUAAGUUUUCAUUCAAAUUAGAAUUUUUUAUUUAAGUGAAUUCCUUUUUAAGAUAAUGUAUAAAAAAUUUUAUGCGUGAUUAUAGUUUUAUUCGUAGAUUUUAAAAAUAUAUUUUUUGUCUUUAUUUAUUAAAAUUCUUAAUAUAAGUUUUGCUUUGCAAAUUAGCCAAUUUCGAUUCUAAUCUGAUCUGAGAAUUAUUAUUGUAAAUAAAUACAUAGAUAUGCUUUGUUAUUUCUCAAUUAUAUUAUAACAACAAAUAACGACUUUUUAUUAUUUUGUUAAUCUUUAUUAUUAUAUACCUAAUCCAUACAAUUUAUAUUAAACGUUAUAAUUUAUAAAAAUUAAUAACAUAAAAAAAUAUAUAGUAAUCUAAAACUAUAACAAGAUACUAUUCUUUUUAUUCUAAAAACUAUAAUUCUAUUUUUAAUUAAAAUAUUCCCUUUAGUAUUUCGAAAUAUACAUGAAAAUUGAAGUUUAUAUUAUUUUGUAACAUUUAUAAGAAAAAAUAAAAGAUAUUGAUCUAUAAAAAAUAUAUAAUAGUUUUUAAUCCAUUUUAAAAAUUAGAAGAUUUACAAAACUCAAAAUAUUUCAAUAUAAUCUUAAAAAAUGAGAAAGUGUUAGAUAUUUUAAUAGAGAAACUAAUAUAUUAUUGAAUAUUUAUAUUUUAAUUCGAUAAAAAUCUAUAUUCUAUUCGUCACAGUGAAAUCAUAUGCUAUUUGAAAUCAUUUCUAUUGAAAACACUAUUAAUUUCGUAUCAGUUUAGCAAAAUUGUUAUUGUUAUUGUGAUUAUUAAUGAUAUGAUAGAAAUUGUUAGAAAUCAGCAUUAUAUAAAGUAUAUGAUUUCAAGAAAAUCAUAUUGCUGCUUUAUACAUAGGAUAAAUUGAUUUUAUUCAAGACCAAGAUGGUAGGGAGAAGUAAAGGUAGCAACAAAGAACUCAAUGUUGGCUGUUGUGUACCGUUUUAUCGAUUUUAAUUUUCUUUCUUGUGCGAUCCGUCUCUCGUUUUUCUUUCUCUUUUUUUUCAUUUUUUCUCUUUUCACUGUCUUUUUCUUUUUUUUCUUUCUUUAAAUAUGAUGUUCUAUAGUGCGGAUUUUUAGAAAACCUGUUAAAUUAAUUGAAUCUUGAUCUCUUUAUUGGAAAAAAAAGGGAAUCAAGAUUUAGAUAAGAUAAUUUUUUGUAAAUCAUUUUUAGAAUUCUCGUUUAAAAUUUUCAGUUCAGUACAUCGUUUUUAUUAGAUUCUGAGUUUAUUUAUUUUAAUAAUACAAUUUCUAUUUAACUUUUUUUCCAUUUAGCAUUAUUGAAAUUAUGCAUUAUUCAUUUAAAAUUUCUGAAUUUUUAAUUUUUAAAUUUAUAAUUUUAUAAUUAUCAUUUGAAAUUUCAUUAAUUUUUAAGUUAUAUUAUAUACUAAUAAUUAAUUUAAAAAUAAUUAAUUAAUAAAAAAGAAAAAUAAUAACUUUAAAAAAAAUUUUAAAAAGAUAUUUCCUAUUUAUGUAUAUAUCUUUUUUGAGAGAUUUAAAAAAAGAUAGUAUUGUAACUCAGUAUAAUGUAAAAAGAAGAAAAAAAUCGAUUUACGAUAUCGAUAAUCUGUUAAUUGAGAUUGUAAUAUUGUUAUGUUAAUUUGUGUACGCGCGCGCGACGCUUGUUUACGACGUCUAUUGAAUGGAGACUCAUUGUAGUCGUUUUAUCGAUCUUUAACUCACGUCUGCAUCAUUUAGUUUAUAUCUUUACGUGGGAUGGUAAGGAUAUUCUGAAAGAAAAAAAGUUCUGUUUUAGAAUUGGAGCAAAAAGACAUUAUUUUGCACAGUUAUAAAAAAUAAUAUAAUGAUAGUAUACACAAGACUAAGUUUAAUUUUUUGUAUCCAUUAUUUAGUUCAAAGAAUAAUUGUUUUUGUUUUUUGUUAUUAAAUGAAAGUAGAGUAUAUAUUUUUAAUUUUCAUCCUUAUAAAAAAAGUAAUUAAAUUUAAACAAAAAAUCAAACUUAUUAAUUUAAGAUUUUAUAAAUUUAUUAAAUAAUAUUUCUAAAAAAUAUUUUUUUUUAAUAUCAAUAAAAAUAUAUAAAUAAAUUCAAACAUAUCAAUAAAAAUAUUUUAAUAAUUAUUAAUGAUAAUAAAAUUCGUGAAUUUUCUAGAAUUCAUUAUCAAUAUAAUAUUUUUUGCAAUAUAUUAAUUCCCUAAAGUCAAGAAUAAUCAAAUCAAUUUAUAAUAAUAAUUCUAUGUAAGAUACACGUCUAAAGAUUCACGACUUAUCUUAUUGUAUAACAUUUAAUCCUUUUAUUCUAUAUUUUAUCUCGUAUCAUACUGUGACGUUUUAAUUUCGAUAUAUUAUUUUUAUCUUAAUUUAAGAAAGCUAAUUAAAUAUUUGAUUUAUUUUUUUCCAACUAUUUCUAUAAAUAUUUCUAUAAAUAUUUUCUAAAAAAUUCAAAUUCCAUCAUCAUACCCAAUCUAGAAAUUUUUAUUAUUUUUAGACUUACUAUUCAAUAAUCGUUAAGAACUUCCAAAUCCAAAAAGUCAGGAACAUGAUAUUUUGACUUAUAAAAAUUUCCUUCAAUUUUAAUGUUAUUUUUAUUUUAUCAACAAGCAUUCAAUAGAGCGCAGUUUUAUUCCUUUUAUCGCAAUUUUCACAGUUGCAACAAUUAAUGCAAGAACUUCAAUAUGGAUCUACAAACAUUCGUUGAUUAAAUAUAUAAAAUAUUCACAUUUUUUUUAUUGCAUUUGUAUGAUUUUUUUCAACUUAAAGAUUACAAAAAGAAGUACAAAAGACAGUUUCACUACGAUAAGAUGUAUAUCAAAUUAAUUCUUUUAUUUCAAUCUUGAUUAAUAUGUCGUACCAUAAACUAAUAAAUUUAAAAUCAAAAAACUACUUUUAGCGAAUCCCAUUUAUGGACGACCACCUAUCCAUUCUUCGUGACAAUUUUUGCGAACUUCUCCAUUCGCCUGUCCUCGCAAAUUUAUUCCUUAGACACUAUCUUUUCUAGAUAGAGAUUAAUGUUCAACAUAUUGCGUUACGUCUUAGUGAAAUAAAUGGUUCACUAUUUCGUCGCUAGAGUAUUUUGUUAGUGAACUAAUAUUAAGUUAUUGGUUGCUUUUAGUUUUGUUGUUCAAGAAUAUUAAUCAUUUUUAGAGUGUUUUUAUAAUAUUUUAUAUUAAGAUAGAUAAUUUAAAAUGGACAAUUUACUUUAUUGGAGAUUUAGGUACGACGAUUAUAUAGUAAUAUUAUAUUAUAAUAUAUUUAAUAUAUUUACUAAUUAAAUAAUAGUAUGCAGAGAUUUUAAAUUUAGCUUGAUUAUUUAUAUUAUAUAAAAUAUUGUAAAAAAUUCAUAAAUAGUUUUUCUAAUAUUUAUUUUGAAUUAUAUAUUUAUGUAAUUAAUUUUAUUACAUAACCUAUUAAUAUUUUAAUGAACGAUUGAAAAGUGUUUUUUACUUCUUUGUGUCAUUGCAAGAAUGAUACAUUGAAUAAAAUAAUUAUAUUGAAAACAUAAAAAUAAAUGUAUUCUUAGAUUAUUUUAUAUAAUUUAUAAUAUACUAAAAAGUAAAAAAUAAUUAUUAAAUAAAAAUAAUUAUGAAAUAUAUUAUAACAAUUUAUUUUUAAAUUUAUUUCAAUUUAAAAAUAAUUAUUUAUCUUAUGUUUUUUAUUAUAUUUAAUCAUGAAGUUAACCUCAGAUAAAAAUUAUCGAUUUAUAGAUUUAUGAAAAUCUGUAAUUGAAUUGAAUAUUUUCAAAUUAGUCACUAUAGAGAAAGAAAAUAGUUGUUGAAAUAGCUAUUACUUUUUUUUAAAAAUAUUCUAAUAUAAAUCUGUGAAAUAUAUAAAUCUGUGUAAAUAAUAAUGUUUCACAUGAUUUUAGAUUGAAAGUGUAAUUAAAAUAUAAUAGCAGAUAGUGUUAUAAAUAGUUGCAAAGAUUUACAAAUCAACCUCAUUUCGAAAAAUAGAAAAAAUGAUUUCUUUAAAAAUGAUUAUCUAUAAAGCAAACAUUUUACGAUGGAAUAUUAUUUUAAUACGAGCUAUGGUACGGAUUAAAUUUGAUCUAAUUAUAACGAAAGCAAUUAUCGAGACGAUGAUUUUAGAAUUUAUAAUAUUUAUUUUUAUCAUUGAUUUAAAAGGAUGUUAUUUAGAGAUUUAUAUUAUAAGUGUAUUUAUUACACCACCAAAUAUAUAUAUAUAAAUUGUUAAUGAAUUUAUACUAAAAAGAAUAUUUGAAAAAAGAAAAGAAUAUUUAAAGAUCUUAUUAUUGUUUUUGACAUAAGAUUAACCAGAGAGAAUUAAUGAGAAAUAAUUGAAAAUUAAUUUAUUAUAAAGAUUUAACCUAUAAUUAUGAACUUAAUCGUUCAAAUCCAAUAUGAUUAAUCAAAAUGUAUUAUGAAAUUCCUUAAUAUAAUAUUAAAUGACAUACGAUGAUUUUUCUCUCAAUUAGUUACGAAUAUAUCGGUCUAUUCAAUUCAAAGUGAUAGAACGAAUGAAAGCGUAGAAAUAGGUCAGACUAACGUUUUCUUUUUAUGAAAUAUUGACAUUAAUGGGCCAUUGUGAAAUUCAAUUACGCCACAGAAACCUUAGUGGACAUUUGAUAUUUCAUGUGCACAAUAUCUGCGCAUCGAAAGACUUAUUUUAAAAGACGAAAGCAUUCUAGGAAAAGUUUUUGCACUUAAAAUUCUACCUCUUUUUUUACCGAAUUUAAUAAAUAAUAUGCUUUUAUGAAAAGAUUAUAAUUGAAAGAUAUAUAGUUUUUUUUAUUAUUUUUUUAUCAUAUUUUUUAUUAUAUUAUUUAGCUAUAAAACCUAUAUAUAUAUACUGUAUACAAUUUAUUAAUCCUCUUUUAAUUUUUUUCAAAAAUAAUAAGUUUUAACAUUUUUCUUUAAAGAGAAUUCCUAUCUGUUGAAUUCCUAUUAGUCAUGUUAUUACAAUUUACUAUUAAUUAUGUUCUAAAUAGAACAAAGUUUUUCUCUUUUUUUCUUUACAUUUCAUUAUUCUGAUUUAUUAAUUAAAAUUUUUAUCAUUUGAUCUUCUUUAUAAAGAAAAAUUAUUUAAUUCCUUUUUUCGAAAGACUGAUAUUUCUUGAAUGAAUUUUUUUCGAAAAUUUCUUUUUUUAAUAUGGAACAUAUUUUGUAGACAAUGGCUGCAGAAAAGUAUGAUAAACUCACACCUGAGUUGAAACAAGAAUUGAAGAGCAUCGCCCAGCAAAUUGUUGCGCCCGGAAAA